AUUGAGUCUACACGUGUCCGCAUGGUUUUCUCUCUCUUAAAGCUCAGCAAGGGAAAUUGAAAAGGAGAAACGAAAUAUAAAAUCAAGGCAGCGUAAUUAUUACCGAGUCUACUUUGAGCCCUUUUCAGUUGAUAAUGUAAGAAACUUUUGAAAAGAUGUGUUGUUUGAUGGAAUAGUAAUAACCCAUCUUGUUCUUCGAAAGCUGCAGCUUGGUGCACUAUCGAGAAUUUGUUGAAAAAAAGUUUGAUUCGUAAUCGUAUUAGGCGAGAUUUGUUGGAAAAAGACUGGAUUUGCUUGGUAUGCUUUGAAGAAGCAAAAGAAAAAUAGAGAAAUUCAUAACUUCGAGAGGCUGAGAAGGGUUACCUCAGAUCCACGAAAUACAAAUUACAUGUGUCAAAAAGUUGAGGUUUUCCUUAUGAAUCUUGAGCUUUUUAGCUUUCCUUUUUCCUAGGUUCUUUCUUGGUUUCUCUUCUUGCAGUUAUGGAUAAGGCAGUUUUUCUCUUUCUUCUUUUGUCAUGUUCUAUAGCGUCAUGACCAUAUAUAUAAGGUUUGCCAUUGGAAUGUGAUUUGGUAUUCCUGGUGUUGGCUAUUUUCUGGAAAGGCAUCGAUUUGGAAAUUUUAGAUGCCAAGUUCUCGAACUUGAAUUUUAUUGAAAAGAUAUAUGAUAACAAAUCCAAGCUUGUUACAUCUUUAUCUGACUUCAAUAGAUCGCAUGAUGUCCAUCAUUCCGUAUGGAUCAAAUGUGAUACUGAUACUAGUGGAGUGAUUUCUUUGAUAACUGGUGUAUUUGGAUCUUUGAUCUUGUAGUGGUCCCUUUUUUUUCGCCUUUUUCAGUAUUUUCCGGUUAAUAGCCCCUUCAGAAGAUAUCUUAGUACUAUACUACUAGUUUUCAGUCGAAAGUUUGUAUUUUGUAGUUGAGAUGAAAUAGCUGAACGUAAUUUGACUGAACGAAUCUGAAUAAAUUUGACGGGAUAAUUAAGCAUUUGUUUUAAGUCAUACAACUGAUGGAAGAAAUAUCUCCUUUGGGGGUCACGCUUGGCUUGGCGACUUCUUUGUGUGAAAAUCCGGGAAUUUCACGCCAGUUAGAAAUCACGCGACUCAACCUAGUGGGACAAACAGCUACCUUGCUUGGAGGAAGUGAAUUAAUACCCCUCCAUACUAGUUCAGAUGUAAGCUUGCCGGUUUCUGUUGAGAUCGAGGACAGUGAAAAUAGCAAGACUCUUCCAGAUGAAAGAAUCAUACGGAGUUCAAUAUCCACCAAUGAGUGUCCUAACGGUCUAUCUUUAGAAGAUUCCUUAGUUUCUAUGCCGUUGGUAAAAGAUAAUGGGCCCACCACCAAAGUAGGGAUUGCUAAGAGUGUUUUUGAAUUGGAUUGUGUCCCUCUUUGGGGCUCGGUUUCUAUUUGCGGCCACCGAUUGGAGAUGGAGGAUGCUGUUAUGGUCAAACCUAAUUUCAUGAGGAUACCGAUCAAGAUGUUUGCCGAUGAGAUGGGGAUUAAUGGGAUAAGUUGGACUUUAAGUCAUCUGCGUUCUCAUUUUUUCGGGGUUUAUGAUGGGCAUGGUGGAUCUCAGGUUGCAGAUUACUGUCGAGACCGUCUUCAUGGGGCUUUGGCUGAGGAGUUAAAAAAUCAUGAAAACGAAACAGCGAAUGGAAUGAAGAACACUAGGCAGGCACAGUGGGAAGAAGUGUUCAAGAGCUGCUUUCUGAAAGUCGAUGAAGAAAUAGUAGGAGAUGGGAUCAAUGAUCCAAUUGCACCCCAAACUGUUGGAUCAACGGCUGUUGUUGCAGUUGUGUGUUCGUCUCAUAUCAUAGUUGCCAACUGCGGGGAUUCAAGGGCUGUCCUUUACCGUGGUAAAGAAGCUAUCCCAUUAUCCGUCGAUCACAAACCAACGAGGGAGGAUGAAUAUGAUAGGAUCGUGGGUUGUGGUGGGAUGAUCAUGCAGUGGAACGGACUUCGAGUUCUUGGUGUCCUUGCAAUGUCGAGGUCUAUUGGAGACAAAUAUAUGAAGCCCUGGAUUAUACCCGACCCAGAGGUGAUGCUUGUGCCACGGGCCAAAGAAGACGAGUGCCUCGUCCUAGCCACUGACGGCCUGUGGGACGUGAUGUCAAAUGAGGAAGCAUGCCAAGUGGCAAGAAAACGCAUCCUAAUCUGGCAUAAAAAGAACGGCACAAAUCCAUUACAAAACCGAGGCCAAGGGGUGGAUCCUGCGGCGCAGGACGCGGCCGAGUACCUAUGCAACCUCGCCCUUCAAGAAGGGACCCGAGAUAAUAUUUCUGUAAUCGUGGUCGAUUUGAAGUCCAGAAGGAAGUUCAAGACCAAGCCUUGAACGUGCAAAUGUGUCGUUAUUUUGUUUUUGUUUUUGUUUUUUU
Striga asiatica is the source of this 2370-nucleotide messenger RNA. The record is from the annotation of a GenBank genome assembly. NCBI's taxonomy places the organism in Eukaryota, Viridiplantae, Streptophyta, Magnoliopsida, Lamiales, Orobanchaceae.